Messenger RNA from Entelurus aequoreus (snake pipefish), 5061 nucleotides. RefSeq names its product tetratricopeptide repeat protein 37-like. The transcript is spliced from 41 exons. NCBI's taxonomy places the organism in Eukaryota, Metazoa, Chordata, Actinopteri, Syngnathiformes, Syngnathidae. Gene Ontology annotation, molecular function: protein binding. Gene Ontology annotation, cellular component: Ski complex. The coding region runs from base 243 to 4943 and encodes 1566 amino acids. The record is from RefSeq and is a predicted model, not a curated record.
GUUUAAACUUGUUAUCUAUACUUUGUGUCAGCUGCACAAGACAUUAUAAUACACAUUUAGAUAACUUUAUUAACUGACUCUUUUCUGUGUGUUUGACGCCAUCUGUCAAUUUUUAGCAGUGACACAAACGAGCUAAUAGUUACUUCCGCUAUACAUUGUAGCUUCUUAUCCCCGCGUCCCAAGCUGACUCUGUAGUAUUGGAUCAACCUUACAGUGAACUAAAGGUGUCAAUAACUAACACGAUGUCGAGUAAAGAAGUCAAAGCCGCCCUGAAAAGUGCCAGAGACGCCAUCAAAAACAAAGAGUUCAAAGAGGCACUAAAACAUUGCAAGGCUGUGUUGAAGCUGGAGAAGAGCAACUACAAUGCUUGGGUGUUCAUCGGUGUGGCUGCCGGCGAGCUGGAACAACCAGAACAGGCGCAGACAGCCUACAGAAAGGCUGUGGAACUAGAGCCUGAGCAGCUACUGGCAUGGCAGGGCUUGGCAAAUUUGUACGAAAAGACAGAUCAGUGGGACUUCAAAAUCGAGCUACCUAACGUCUAUGAGAAGCUUGUUGAGCUCUAUGCAAGCUCGGACAAAAACAAGUGCUAUGAGAUGAUUGGAAAGUUGAAAGAAAUACACCAGUCCGACAAAGAGUAUUGCAAGUUGGCAAACGUAUGGCUGCGACUCAUCCAACUCAAAGAGGAAGAUGGCGCAGACGAGAAAGAGUUAUUGCAGCUAUGGCAACAGCUGACCUGCCUACUGUCAGACUGCCUGAUUGACAACGAGCACGACACCGAAAUUCAAAAGCAUUUAAUCACAGCUUUUGAGAAGGCCAUGCUCCUCGUCCAUCCCAGACCGGGAGAAGAACACAGGAAACUCUCCUCCGACUAUAUCAAAUGUCUGUCUAAGCUACCUGGAGAAGAAGAGAAACUGAAAGAGGCGUGCAAAGCCAUGUUGCCGCUCUACCCUGCCCAAAGUUAUCCUCUUGAAGUUCUUUGUUCCUACUACCUCAAACAAGGUGUGCAGGAUGAGGAUGCUGCUAGCUGUUUUUCAAGGCUUUGUGAUUUGGCCCCAGACAACGGUUUGUGUGACUUCGGAUUUGGCACAAAAGCACUCCAGGAGGGCAGGUUUAAAGAUGCCAUUCGGGACCUUGCGCGAGGAUUGAAGAAAAUGAACUUAAGUCCAGCUUGGUACAGUCUGGCAGAGGCUCAGCUUAAAGUGCACAAAUACUCAGACUGCUCUAAAUCGUGUGCUCAAGGUUUAACAGCGUGUGCGACCAGAGACAAGACACUAAGGAUUAGGCUGCUGAAGCUGAGGCUAGAGGCUUUAGUCAGGUGUGGAGGGGAGAAGGCUGCAGACCAGGCUUUGGAGACAUUUACCCUGAUCCCUGAUGCUGUCAAAGACCCGCUAUUAGUAGCUCUUAAAGGCCGUGCAUACCUGAACAAAGGACUCAUAGAUGAAGCAUUAAAGGUGUCGUCACAUCUGGUGGCCUCUAACCCAAACCUGGCCCAGGCGUUGGUGCUGAAGGGACUGGCCCACUUAGCUGAUGACAAGCAGCAGCAAGCAGAGCAGAGUUUCCUCAAGGCAGCAGAACUAAGCCCCAACUGUGGUGAGUGCUUUUUUUUGCUGGGAAGACUUUACUGGACCAUGGGAGAGGAGACCCGGAAAGACAAAAGCAAAGCGCAUUCGCAUUUACUCAAGGCUGCAAAGUUGGACCCGCACCUUAGUUUUGUGUUCCGCUAUCUUGGAAAUUAUUAUCGGGAGGUGGCGAAUGACUCAGGCCGGGCACGUGGCUGUUUUAAGAAGGCCUUUGACUUGGACAAUGACGACGCUGAGUCUGGAGCGGCCGCAGUCGAUCUCAGCAUGGCACAUGAAGAUAUGAUCACUGCCUUGGCGAUACUCCAGUCAGUGACGGAGAAGGCCACUCCAGGUUCUGCUAAAUGGGCGUGGAUGAGACAAGGGCUUUACUACCUAAAGAUUGGACAACAUCAACAGGCUAUUGCAGAUCUGCAGGCAGCUUUGAGAGCCGAUCCAGAGGACUGGGUGUGUUGGGAGUGUUUAGGAGAGGCAUACCUCAACCGCCAGAGUUUCACGGCAGCUCUAAAAGCCUUUGGGAAGGCCCACAGUCUCCAGCCAUCCUCCAUCUACAGCGUCUACCAGGCAGCUGCGAUCAAGCAGACCCUGGGCAAGUUCAAAGAGGCCGUAGCGGAGUAUUUGCAGAUCACAGCACAGCACAACUACGUUCCCGCUCUUAAAGGUCUUGGAGAGUGUCAGCUCUCCCUGGCAAGAAGUUUAAUGGAGGACUGCAGAGACGGCGGAGCCAUUGUCCUGAUUGAGCAAGCUAUACAGAAUCUCUUCAAGGCGGUGGUGUUGCGUUCUGACCUCUCCUGCUUGUGGAAACUGCUGGGAGACGCCUGCUCCGCUGUCAGCGCAGUGUCUCCAAACAGGGCUAAAGUUCAGGUGCCUGCAACCCUGGCUGGUCUGGACCCACAUGCUCAGGUUCACGUGCUAAACCAGGCUCAGACGCUCCGAGUCGCUGAGAGGUGUUACACUCGUGCUUUGAAGCUAAAGCCAGAAGUCACCAGUCUCUGGUCUGACCUCGGACUCAACUUCUAUCAUCAGUCUCGCCUGGCCUGUGAUGCAGAGGAGGACAGAUCAUUACUUUUCCAGAAAGCACAACAAUGUUUAAAGAAGGCCAUCAUGAUGGACAGUGGCAACCACAGCUAUUGGAAUGCUCUGGGAGUGAUCAACACAAGCAAAGGUUUGCAGAACUUGGCUCUUGCUCAGCACUGCUUUAUCAAGUCCAUUCAAGUUGAACCAAAUAAUGUUGUUGCCUGGACCAACCUUGGUACAUUGUAUAUGAAGAAGGACAAUAUAGAGCUUGCACAUGAGGCUUUUAAGGUUGCACAGUCGUUGGAGCCGCUCUAUGUCAACUGCUGGAUCGGGCAGGCCCUGAUAGCAGAGAAUGUGGGAAGCUUUGAGGCCAUGGAUCUUUUUAGACACACCACUGAACUCCGCACACAUACGGAGGGAGUGAAAGGUUAUGCCUACUGUGUGUGUUCCACCUUGCUGGACAAGAGCAAUAGAGACUCUGAACUGUACCGCUACAACAUUGUCCAGAUGAAUGCCAUCUCUGCGGCCCAGGUGGCACUCAGCAAAUACACAGAAAGGUUCCAGUCUGAUGCUCAUGCCUUCAUCAUGCUGGGCUUCAUGACAGAACAUUUACAACUAAAGAGGCAGGCUGUACAAGCUUACCAAAGAGCUGUUGAGUUGCUUCGGUCCACAUCCCUCACAGAGCAGCUAUUUUUUGCUCUAAGCAACUACGCACGUGCUUUAUGCGCUUGUGGCCGGUGUGAGGAAGCCGUCCAUGUCUAUAACUCCACCCCACUGGAGGAGCUCAGUGAUCUGGCAGGGUUGGCUUUGGCAUACUGCAAGGCUGGACACAUCCCAGAGAGCAGUAGCGCCUACGAGCGGGCCCUGGCGAUGGCUUCCAGUGAAAAGGAAACAGCAUACAUCUUGACAGCUCUAUCACUGCUGCAGCACCAGCAGGGUAAUCUGGACUCUGCCAAGACCCUGCUAUUCAAAUGCUCCAUGUUGAAGGAACCAGUUCCAGAGUCCCUGCUGUGUUUAUGUGCCCUUGGAUUGGCCCACAAUGAUGUCACGCUAGCCGCGGCUGCACGCACAGAGCUGCUCAAACAAGGUUCUUCCUGUGCAACUGUUGUAGAGCAGAGAUGUCUUCUCACCUGUACCUUACUGGCCCUGCAGGGCAACUACAGUGCUGUGCAAAGAGAGGCCUCCAGAGCUGUACACAGCUAUCCUGGUAACCCAUCUCUGUGGUCAUUGCUGUCCAGAUUGGUACCACAAUACUACCCCAGGAAAGCUAAUGGAGGAGCAAUGGCCGGACAUGUUGCCUGUCUCUCCAGUAUGACCCAGGGAAAGAGGGCGCUGCUGUACAGUGGAGUGAACCAGCUGGCCAAUGGGAGACACUCUGGAGAGGAUGCUCAGAGGAAUGCCCUGAAGACCAUGCAGCGAGCUGUGCUGCUCUGUCCUGAUGAUCCAUCUGCAUGGGCAGGAUUAAUGGCUGCCUGUCACACAGAAAACACUUCCUCUUAUCUCUGUGGCUCAGCUGCUUGUAGGCAGGGUCUAGAGCAAACCCUAAUGUCAGUGGUUUCUGAGAAAGUGCGUAGCGUUGAGACAGAGCGGCCCUUAGCCCAGAGUCUAGAAGAAUGGGUACUCCAACAGGCAGUGAGUGGCCUCUUGCUAAGCAGACAGCUAGAUCAGGCAGAAGCACUCUGCUCACAGGUGCUGAACGUGUCCCCAGAGCGUACCGCAAUCAUGUUGUCACUCAGACAAGUGCAGUGUCAGCGUCUCCUUGAGACUCGCGGCGGUACUCUCCUCUCAGAGUCCAUGCUGGAGCAGCUCAGCAAUGCUGUGAUGCUAAACCCCUCCAAUAUUGGGGCGCUGCACUGGUUGGCUGCCGUGUACUGCAGCCAGGGUCUGCUGGUCCAGGCAGUCAUGGCGCUCAAACGCAGCUUGCAGCUUGCCUCGCAGCUCGGCCUGCACAGCAGCCAAGUAGCCAGUCUGCUGCGACUCGCCCUGGUGGCCCUGCGGCCCUGCAUGGCAGGAGUCCCAGGAAAUGACCAGAUAGAUCUCGUCAGACAAGCCACUACAGAGGCCCUGAAGCUGGGCUCGUCUCUCCCUGUGGCUGUGCUCUUUCAGGCCCUGCUCCAGUACAUUACCCAAAAAAAUAAAAGAGAAAAAAGGCGACUAUUAGAGAAGCUGGUUUAUGGCCCCUGUCAAGAAGUCUCAGUGACUGUGGUGCAGGUGGCCAGCUGGUACCUGCUCAGACACCUGCAUUGCAAAAACGACCAGGAAUUAAUUCAUGUUCUUUUGGAGCACGCCAAAAAGAACGGGGACCAAAGACUGCUGGACUUGCAUUCGCAGCUUGUUUCUUCAUCCUGAAUGUUGCCACAGUGAAAAUGUUUUUUUAUAUCCGCUAACGCUUCAUUUGGCAUGGCAUGACAGUCUUAAAUCUAUCAAUUCAAUAUUCAAUGGAGUUUUUAUUAAAGAAAUAUACUCU